GCCUUUAAAAUAAGCGGCGAUCAUUAAUGAUUUCCCUCAAACCCCAACGCUUCCAAGUUUUCGAAUUGUGGAGCACAGCGGGAACAAACAAUGGACGGGCGAAAUUCGAAUGAGUUGAAGCCAAACACUGCUGAUAUGUCUAUUUUUGUGCAAGAUCUUCUUCAACAAAUGCAAACCAGGUUUCAAACAAUGUCUGAUUCCAUUAUUGCAAAGAUUGAUGAAAUGGGAGACCGUAUCCUAAAAGCAGAGAUAGGCGUGGAUGGCUCGCCUUCCCCUUUACACCAUCAAAGCAAAAGUCAGACUCCGCAAAGCAAUAGAAUGGCUCAGCAUAAAACUUGGCCAAAGAUUGUGUUUAGCAGUUGAUUGUGUGAUUGUAAUUAGGUGAUAUCUUGUUUCGAUGGAGACUACUUUGGCAAGCGAGAGUAGGGACAUUACUAUGUGUCCCUCUUUUCCAGUUUUUCUUUUCUUCUGUGCACUGUGUUGUUUGGCAAUUUGUAGAGGGAAAUAAUGAAUAUGAAGUGGUUUCUGUGCACUACCAGGUGCAAUUUAUGUUUGCUCAUUAAACUUAAUGCGUGAGCAAUCCCAGAUCUUUGAAAUGCUACAUGAAGUUAAAGAGAUAAUGACUAAAGUUGGCUUUCUGAAGAUGAUCUGUC
Molecule: messenger RNA, 653 nt
Organism: Hibiscus syriacus
Lineage: Eukaryota; Viridiplantae; Streptophyta; Magnoliopsida; Malvales; Malvaceae
Product: heat shock factor-binding protein-like
Exons: 5
Coding region: 91-363 (90 amino acids)
Biological process (GO): cellular heat acclimation
Cellular component (GO): nucleus; cytosol
Molecular function (GO): transcription corepressor activity
Source: RefSeq, a predicted model, not a curated record